Messenger RNA from Pseudophryne corroboree (corroboree frog), 3635 nucleotides. RefSeq names its product E3 ubiquitin-protein ligase TRIM11-like. The coding region runs from base 3 to 1571 and encodes 522 amino acids. Gene Ontology annotation, molecular function: protein binding; zinc ion binding. Lineage: Eukaryota; Metazoa; Chordata; Amphibia; Anura; Myobatrachidae. The transcript has a single exon. The record is from RefSeq and is a predicted model, not a curated record.
CGAUGGCGUCUGCUGAUCUGAGACAGGCACUGAAUUGUUCCAUCUGCCGGAGGAUUUAUACAGAUCCUGUAAUCCUGGGAUGUGGCCACAACUUCUGCCGGGUCUGUAUUGAGCGUGUGCUGGAUACACAGGAGGGGUCUGGAGUUUAUACCUGUCCUGACUGCAGAGCAGAGUGUCAGGAGCGUCCUGCACUGAUACGGAACAUAACACUGUGUAAGAUAGUGGGGAGUUUCCUGUCUACUCAGCCAGAUCAGGAGAAGACUGGGAUCUUCUGCACUUACUGUGUGGACUCUCCUGUACCUGCUGCUAAAUCCUGUCUGCAUUGUGAGGCUUCUCUGUGUGAUAAUCACCUGAGGGAACACAGCAAGUCAGCAGAACACGUCUUAUGUGAUCCCACCACUGCCCUGGGGAACAGGAAAUGCUCCGUCCAUAAGAAGAUCCUGGAGUAUUACUGCACUGAGGAUGCGGCCUGUAUCUGUGAGUCCUGCAGGCUGGAUAGAGAACAUCACGGACACCAGGUGGAGAUGCUGGAUGAGGCUUCUGAGAAGAAGAAGGAGAAGCUGAGGAAUGUUCUGCAGAAACUGACCACAAUGAGAGAGGAUAAUGAGAAGAGAGUCCAGAGUCUGCAGGUGCGCAGGAGAGAAGGUCAGGGAAAAGCAGCAGGUGUAACUGAGAGAGUCACUGCCCUGUUUAGAGACAUCAGGAGACAGCUGGAGGACCUGGAGAAGAGAGUCCUGAGUGAGAUCUCCAGGCGGGAACAGCGCGUUUCACUCCCGGUCUCUGAUCUGAUCCAGCAGCUGGAAAUAAAGAAGGAUGAGCUGUCCGGGAAGAUGCGUCACAUUGAGGAGCUGUGUAACAUGUCUGAUCCAGUGACUGUCUUACAGGAACCAGACACAGGGGACUUGUGUUAUACUAAGGACAGAAAGAGACAGUAUUCACAGGUCUAUGAUGCAGGAGAUCUGGAUGUGGGUCUCAUCUCAGAGACAUUACACACAGGAAUGUCUGAUAUAAUAAGAGGUAUAAAUGUAUAUUUCUUUAUGCAGGGACCUACAGACAUAGUGCUGGAUGUAACCACAGCUGGUGAUUAUAUACAGAUAUCAGGUGACAGGAAAACUGCAUCCAGGUCACAUAAAACCAUGAAUCGCCCAGAAACACCAGAGAGAUUUCAGAAUGAUCAGGUAAUAAGCACCAGGAGAUUCUCCUCAGGGCGACAUUACUGGGAGGUGGAUGUCAGAAAGUCAGGGAACUGGAGGGUGGGGAUGUGUUACCCCAGUAUAGACAGGGGAGGAGAUCAGUCACUCAUUGGGAAUAAUAACAAGUCCUGGUGUCUGUGUAAGAAGUGGCAUAAUCAUUACUCAGUGAUACAUGACAAUACAGAGAUCCGGGUAGCUGACGAUAUCCCCUGUGACAGAGUGAGGGUAUAUCUGGAUUAUGAGGCAGGACAGCUGUCCUUUCAUGUUAUGUGUGACACCAUCAGACACUUACACACCUACACUGCCACCCUCACUGAGCCCCUCCAUGCUGCAUUAUAUGUAUGGUGCAUAAAUGAUUGUAUAACUGUAUCUGGGUGAGUCAGGAGCUGGGAGAAAUUCCCAUAAGAAAUCUGCCCAGGGACUGGUGACAUCACAGGGAGGGGAAUAUAAUUAGUAGAACAGUUAGACAAUAGAAUUAAGUAGUGGGUAGUGGGGGCCCACUCCACACACCCUGGACCCAUUUUUACAAUACUCACCUCUCUGGAUUCCCCCAUCGACAUUAGCUCCUCUCCACAAGUCUCUGGUAUAAUGGCACGGCUACCAUUUUCCUUGAGUUUUGUACGUGCGCUGUAACAAAGUCUCUGUGAAAAUGGUCACUGCGCCAUUUCCCACGGAUGUGCACAUGUGCAAUAGAGCCUGUGCCCCCUCGUGCUCAGACUCCUUUGCGCUGCGGCGCUGCUGGGGCCCGGAAGGAGGAGUCUGCACGCAGGCCUCCUCCUCUAUUAAUAUGCCCCUGGGUAGAGCUACAGUACAGCUGAGCCCCUCCCCCUGUGUAACCAGGUGACCAGUAUGCCUGUACUUGCUCCCAUGUUGGUGUGUUAUGGCCCCCGUACAUCACAUAGAUAUGGUCCCCACAGUAGUAUAUAUCAGGAAUAUUAAACAUGCUUAAAAACCCCAAUUCCCCGAUCCCAUCUGACAAUGGGGCAUUUUUAACGUUUCAUUUCUCAGAUUCCCUGAUGAAUCACCAAUCAUUGCUGCCGUGCAUCCAGAAGGUGAAUCGGGGAAAUGGGCCGCCUGAUGUGUGGGGGCCUUUAGAAACUGUCAUUAUAAAUAUAUAAUUAUACAUUUCUGUGAGAUUUCUCCGCCUCUGACCCACUGACAGCUGUGAUUGGCUGCAAUAUCUGCCUAUCAGCCGGUGUGUACCCUAUUACUCCAGUAAUAUGCUCCUAUUGGCUGUGAUAUAUAUUGCGAUGUGUAAGAGUAAUAUUGAUUAAAAUGCUUUUGCUGUAUUAAUGUUUCAAUAUAUUCUAAAUACUGUAUAUAUGACCCUUUACAUAUAUUAUAAGGUCAUCGUUGCUUGUGUGUUAGAAGACAACAGGUGUUUUCCUUAAAUACUUUACAAGAAAGAAUGCGAAACCAGAAGACAGAGAAAGACAGAAAUAGUAUAUGCUCAGCAAUCGCCUAAUGCGUUGACAAGACAGACUCCCGGAAUAGUUUGGAAAUGUGUCUUUUUGUAUACUCCCUUAUAUGUCACUGAAACUUGUACUUUGUAUCAUUACCUAAUUUUAUACUUCACUGUGAUUGGAGGGCAUGUGAUAAGCCCACUUCUCUUUUGGUGUAAUUAGACGAUCUCUCAGUCACAGGAAGGACAGAGCAGUGUUAUACUGACAACUGUGUAGUGUGAUUUCUUGCUCUCCAGCCGGCUGUGUCCAGCACUUUGAAUCUCCAAGACAGAAUGGCUACUAAGAUGUUGGUAAUAGGUGUGAGCCUUAUUACCCCAACAGAUGUUUCUGUAUAUCUCCUCCUAUUGGCUGUGAUAUUGGGAUAAUGGGCCUAAUUCAGUAAGUAUAGCAAAUUCUGCUAAUUAGGAGGACUUUCUAUCCUUUUGAUCGCAUGCCGGGAGCCCCCCCCCCCCCCCCCCCGUUGAACAAGCAGAAGUUGCAAACGCAUUGCAAUUUCUGCUUGUUAGCAGAACCUAAGGAAGCCUCCUACCGGCCCAGCUUAGCUGCACCCGCAGGGGAACCGCCGCCAUCUUACUGAUCACGACGGCUGCGUGUGACAUCACACAGCUUCCGCGAUCAUGCCACCGCAAUGCCCCGGUUCGCGACGCACCACCCACCAUUCGUCCUGCUCCGCCCCUGCAAUGCUCCGUCUCCUCCCUGGAAACAGAGCGUUGUCCGCCCUUCCCACCCCGUGACUGCCGCUGCCUGAUUGACAGGCAGAGGCGAUCACGUUUUCUGCAGCCCCCCCGCAGAAAAUGCGGGCACAUGCGCAGGACGGGCGUUGUGCAUGCGCCCGCAUCUUUUUCUAAACCUGAAUUAGGCCCUAUAUCUCAGUAUAGCUUCUCAUACUGGGAAUUGUAGUUUCUGAAAUAAUAAAAGAUGGGUUGAACUACAACUCCAAGCAUGCCUUUUUGCUUUACUGUAUUAAUAUGUCAUUUGC